AUGGUUAAGUCUUCGCUCUCUACACUCGUUAUUACUACUGUGCUCGCCGCUGCCGUCAAUGCUGACCCCACGGAAUACUGGCCUUCGUUUUUUGUGCAAAAGGUUUCUGACGACGCUGGCAACACGCAGCGGUCGUUGAUGGAAGGCCUUGUCAACGACAACAAGGAGCGAGCGUUAUUGGACGAAAUCGAAAACGAAAGCCGUCCCAAGUGGAAGCGCGCCAAGGGGGGCUCAGGCUCCGCUGGAAAAGCCAGCGGUGGAAAAGCCAGCGGUGGGAAACCCAGCAAUGGGAAACCCAGCGGUGGGAAUGCAAGCGGUGGAAAACCUAAUGGAGGCACCAGCAGCCCUCCAGCAUCCAGCCCUAACGCGUGGGGUCCUCCAAAGAACAACGGCGCCAGCUCCAACAACGGCGCUAACUCCAACAACAACAACAAUGGCGGUGGCAAAUCCGGUAUCCUCUCCGGUGCGCUUGGAAAGAUUGGCUCCCAAGUUGCUAACAAUUACUUCCCGACAGCGGUUUCCACGGUUGUUAGUCAAUCGAUCAUCCAAGCUUUCGCUCAAGCCCAAAACGCUAAGUCUGGCUCCAGUGAUGGCUCCGGCGAUGGUUCGGUAACGGGAAAAGAUAGCGUCUUUGCUUACAACAACGACGACGGCUGGAAUGGCUUGGACUUGCACAGCGAUUCUGCGGCGGCGGUUGAAUUGAAGGGCAAUGAAGGUAAUAUGCUCGAGCAGUUCUCUUUCAAUUUGCCUAGCGACAGAAGCAUCAGACUCGAUGGCUACGUUGACACACAAUACCACUGGAAAGUGUAUGUUGCUGGUGGCAACGGUGAUCAGGUGGGUACUUGUUGGUCUGAUGGUGAUGCCGGCCAGGCUAUUGACAACCUGGACAUCACGAGAGUGGUACGCUGUCAAGUCACCGUUUGA
Messenger RNA from Diutina rugosa, 924 nucleotides. RefSeq lists its product as uncharacterized. NCBI's taxonomy places the organism in Eukaryota, Fungi, Ascomycota, Pichiomycetes, Serinales, Debaryomycetaceae. The record is from RefSeq and is a predicted model, not a curated record. The transcript has a single exon. Bases 1 to 924 code for a protein of 307 amino acids.